AUGGACUUUGAAGAGGCCGAAGAAGAACAAAAUAAUGAGGAAGUAAUAAUCGCUGAUAAUAUUGAACUAGAUCAAAAUGUUGCUUCUUCGUCGAAUGCUUUGCCUAAAGUGUCUGAUGCUGUUGAACGUUUCUAUUGCGAUAAACUUAGAGGAUUGCAAUUUGACAUUCGUGUUAAGCAUUCAAAAAUGAUUUUAAUUUAUGUAACGGGUUUUGAGUAAUUUUUGAAAAUAUUAUGGGUAUAGGGGGUUUAGGGCGUAGCCGGGGGGGGGGGGCUGGGGCUAGCCCCCCCUCCCCCUCGAAAUCGACCCCCUGGCUACGCCCUUGUCGGGGGUGUACCCAAUACUAUGUAUGUCCGUCCAUGUUUGUUUUUGCUGAUUGUGAAUUUUACCCUUUAUAUAGACCUCCCUUUCACUUGCACCAUAGGGAUAAUUUUUUGAAUUUUAUUUAAACAAUUCCCUUGAAAUUUGAAAAUUUUAUACAAAAACGGGAGGGGGGGUCGUAGGCGAGGCGCACUCCCCCCUAUGGUUUUUGACCAUUUCG
Messenger RNA from Meloidogyne enterolobii, 541 nucleotides. The record is from the annotation of a GenBank genome assembly. Lineage: Eukaryota; Metazoa; Nematoda; Chromadorea; Rhabditida; Meloidogynidae.